Pundamilia nyererei is the source of this 3764-nucleotide messenger RNA. RefSeq names its product complement component 1, q subcomponent-like 4b (gene c1ql4b). The coding region runs from base 1133 to 1852 and encodes 239 amino acids. NCBI's taxonomy places the organism in Eukaryota, Metazoa, Chordata, Actinopteri, Cichliformes, Cichlidae. The record is from RefSeq and is a predicted model, not a curated record. Gene Ontology annotation, molecular function: protein binding. The transcript has 3 exons.
CGCAGUAGCGGGCAGAUGCUGAAGAGAGAGAGAAGCAGGAUAUGGGAAAAAACAACAAGUGAGUGAACUGUUGCUCUGAAAAUAAAGUCGCCGUGCGCCGGAUUAAUUCACGGCGAAAGUCUGCAAAAGUAAGCAGUCAGAAUAUGUAGUUUUCUCUUUGAAGGUGCGAUCGACCACUUCGGCAUCGCUUCCACUGCUCCCGCUGCCUUGAGCGUUUUUCUUUUCUUUUCUUUUCUUUUUUAAUUAAAUGUUGGUUUUUUUUCUUUUUGGGCGGACGGUGCGGUCCCGCCAGCAUGCAGGACUCCAGGAUGACAUGUUGUAAGUUGGUAGUAUUACUAUGACUCUGUUUCCGCCGAGCAGAGUUUGGACCGCAGCGCAACUUCAGCCGAAGCGCCAGUAGACGCGCCUCAGUCUUUCGCUCGGGUCCUGGACCAGCUUUCCUGCGGCGUUUCUGUCUGAACCCGUGGGAUGAAAACCCACUGAAGACCGGGGUUUAAAAAAAAGGAGCAAAGAAAGAAGACAUCUGGACAAGUAAAGCGCCCUUCCCUCUAUGUGGUGGGUGAGAUGAACUCCAGUGGGAAUACUGUAGACCCCACCUGACAGCUCUCUGCCUGAGCAACUGAAGGAUUUUCACUGGAGCUUCUACAACCACAGAAGUGGAUUCGUAUAAAAAGCAGCUUGCCUAAAAUCCAGCAUCUCAGCGGUUUCACUCAUUUUGAACCAAGUAAUUUAGAAUAGUUGUGUUAUAUGAUGUAUACCUUUAAAGAUGAUAAAAUCCUGAAGACAUAAUGAUCUAGGGGAAAGUGAAAAAUAAAAAGGAUACACGUGUACUGAAAGCCAAGUAAUGGAAAACCCUAGAUUCCAGUCUCCCCCUGACUUUUGAUUUUUUUCUCCUCUUGUGUGAUGCGUCAGUCUUUCCCAGUCCUUGAAUAGCACCCCACUUUUUUUUGUGCGUCCCGCACAAUCACAUAUUUCCCUGCUCCACCUUCUCAAUUCAGUGGUUGCUUUCUACCCAGAGUUCAGCCUGGCCGGCACAACCAUUCCAGCUAAAGGGGAGGAGGACUUCCUCACACUGGCAGCCUCACGGCUCAGCCGAAAGAAACGUGUCAUUGGGGCUGGAGUCGGCGUGGCCAUGGUUCUGGUCCUGCUGGUAGCCAUUCCCCUAUUGGUCCACACCACCAAGGGGGGAGGGUCCGGAGGAGGAGGCACGCACUAUGAGAUGUUGGGUAGCUGCAAGAUGGUGUGUGACACUUUCACCCCCCCACAGGGAGAGCUGACAGCUGUCUCCCCUCAGCCCCCGGACUUCUCAAACCGCAGGGGCAAACAGGGGUUCAGAGGAAGCCCUGGACUUCCUGGUCCUCCAGGUCCUAAAGGCCCCCCUGGAGAGCCCGGUAAGCCCGGCCCACCUGGCCCACCAGGGCCUGGACCUGGUGGUUACGGCCCUUCCUUCUACAGCCCCAAAAUUGCCUUCUACGCCGGCCUCCGGAAGCAACACGAAGGGCGUGAAAUACUCAAAUUUGACGAUGUGGUGACCAAUGUAGGGAACUACUAUGAGCCGAGUACCGGCAAGUUCACCUGCCCUCUGCCAGGUAUCUACUACUUCACCUACCAUGUCCUGAUGAGAGGAGGUGAUGGGACGAGCAUGUGGGCAGACCUGAAGAAGAAUGGACAGGUGAGGGCCAGUGCAAUCGCUCAAGACGCAGAUCAGAACUACGACUAUGCCUCCAACAGUGUUAUCCUGCACCUGGACGUGGGGGAUGAAGUGUGCGUGCAGCUGGAUGGGGGCAAAGUUCACGGGGGAAACACCAACAAAUACAGCACUUUCUCCGGCUUCCUCAUCUACCCUGACUGACAAUGUCCUCACAUUCCUAUACUCCCCCUCUGUAAUCAAGCAAAAAGUUUCAUCUCCUUUCUUCAUCUAACACUGCCAUAAUGUAAUUUGUCAUUUAACUGCCCUUCAGUAAAUGAAACAUUGUAAUAAUAUGACCACAGCUAAUAGAUAGAGCUUGAAGAGAAUUUGUGUAAAAAUGAGUAUAAUAUUGUACAUAUUACCAGAUAACAUUUACUCAAUAUAAUACACUUGUGUGAUCACUAUUAUGUGCCAUGUACAGUAUGUGUAAGCAUGGCUAAAACACAAUUUAAAUACAUCUUUUUCAUAUGCACACGUUUGCCUGUACACACGCGAGUGUCCACGCGUUAAGUGAAAUUUACUUGUCGUUCUGAGAGAGGAUGAUCGUCCCGGCCACCGCUCUGAAAUCAACUGGAAUGAUAUCUGAAUGUAGAUUGUCAACCGAAGUGUGCGGCCUUCUGCCUUUACCGUGAGAUGGAUUUUCAAUACGGCCGUAGACGUCAAACAAGAAAAGUCAUGAAUAUAUUGAUCAGAGCUUAUAUUAGAGCCAACUUUAUGGUCAUAAACCGGUGUGUUGUAUGUCUGUGUUGAUGCCGCAUACACGCCUGUGCUUGCCCUUUAUUUUGUGCUGAGGUGUAAAAGCAUCAUGUUACUAAUGGUAUGACUUGCACAGUCUCUGACUCCUGCAAUAGGGAGGAGGAGGAGGGCUUUUGAGAUGUUGAUAACAGACCUUUAACAAACCCAAUAUGUCAAUACUGAGAUUUAGCUUCGAGAUUUAUCCUGACGCCACCUCAUCAUAUCCUGCUAAUGAGCUGAGGCUUCUUCUACAGCCUCACCUGUUGGGUGACACACAAAUCUUUCCUCUUUAAAUAGUGAUAAUUUGGGAAAGAUUUUUCCAUAUGAAGAUCAUGGGAUGCAGUCGAAUAGCUGAAGUAGUUAGUUUGACAUGCUAUCUGCCCACCUUAAAUGUUGAGAUUGAUGGAUUGUGUUAAAAGCCGGCUGUCAUAGUGAGGUUUAGAAUUGAUAUUAUUUCUUUUUAGAGAGUCUCACAUGAAGGCUUCCAUAAUGUUCUACCCACUUCUUCAGUCAUGGCCACUAAAUUCGAUAGAUUGUGUUUUUUCUAUCUGCAGAAAUGUUUUUUUCGUGGCAUGGCUCUGCCGAGAAAUCAGUCUCUCCACCCUUCAACUCACAUAUGUGGAAAGCGUAAAGCAGGGAGAGCAGCAGGAAGACCCUCAUACAGAACAGAGCAGGCAUCAGUAACAACAGAUAGGACACUGAUGCAUGAUGGGAUGAGAGGUGGGUGGCAAAGCGGCUUGCAGAUGAGCAAGCUAAAGCAGCUUUUACAACACUAUCAGUUGAUGCUGACCGGCACCGAGAUCAGCUGAUGUGUCAGGACUGCAGCUGAGCUUGACUUCAUGGCCUGCCUGAGCCAAUGUUCUGCUGAAAUUGUGCAAUGGAUUUAAAAAAAGAGAGAGCCUCCCUACCUCCUCACAGCAGGCCAAUCACAAGAGUGAAGCGGUUGUAAAUGUGUGAUUGCAAGAAAAACUGUUUCCCAGUCUAGUUCCCAAAAUGUGAAGCUUUUUUCUUUUUAAUUUUAAUGUGAAUGUAUCCAUGUGAAAAAUCUCUUGAUGUUACUGCCAUGUGCCAUACCCAUAGGUUCUCUGUGCCUUAUACUAUCAAUUUAUUUUUAUUUUUUAUGCAUGAGAUGGUUUUCCCUUGUUAAGCUAAGUGAAGAAGAUGGUCCACGUCAUGCAAAUCGAAAUCAGACACAUUACUUAUAAGAGGGAUUGUCUUUACAAUGUUAGUGCAUACUCACUUAAUGAAAUGCACACGUUUAUGUUGCAAAUAGUGACUACGAAUCUUUGUGUGUAACUGGAUGUUACUGACCCUUGUAAAUAAAAGGCCACAAAACUAA